This is a messenger RNA of Phalaenopsis equestris, 1273 nucleotides long. RefSeq names its product protein DOG1-like 3. The record is from RefSeq and is a predicted model, not a curated record. NCBI's taxonomy places the organism in Eukaryota, Viridiplantae, Streptophyta, Magnoliopsida, Asparagales, Orchidaceae. Gene Ontology annotation, biological process: DNA-templated transcription. Bases 66 to 884 code for a protein of 272 amino acids. Gene Ontology annotation, molecular function: sequence-specific DNA binding. The transcript has a single exon.
UAAACCCAUCGGUCCCCUCCCUCAGGCCGAAGCCUCGCCUCCCCUGUUCUACCCUUCCAACACCAAUGUCCUCCUCCCCCUCCUCCCCCGUCAACGGCGACCACCGCCACCACUCCGGCGACUUCGCCUCCUUCUUCGAAACCUGGCUCUCCGAACAAAACCGCGACCUCAACUCCCUCCUCACCGCCUCCACUCCUCCCCCCCACACCCCCGACGAAGCCGCCGCCCAAAACCACCAUCUCCGCCCCCUCGUCUCUGCCGUCCUCCGCCGCUACGAAGACUACUACCAAGCCAAACAAGCCUCCGCUCGCCGCAACGUCCUCCCCAUGUUCACCCCCUCAUGGACCAGUUCCACCGAAAACCUCCUGCUCUGGUGCGGCGGCUGGCGUCCCUCCAUGGUCUUCCACCUCCUCUACUCCAAGUGCGGAAUCCAAGUGGAAUCCCACCUCGAAGACCUCAUCGGCGGCGCGAUAACAUGGAACCUAGCCGACGUUGAUGCAGAGCAGCUCCACCGUAUUGAUAAACUGCACCAGGGGACGUUGAAGCGGGAGAAGGAGAUAACAGAGGAGGAGGCUUCGGCGCAGGAGAAGGCGGCGGAUGAGGAAAUGGUGGAGCUUUGUCAUGUUAUGACGGUGAUGGGAGGUGGGGUGGAGCAGAUGGAGGAGGAGAUGGAGGGGAAGAAGGAGGCCAUGGAGGAGGUGUUGAAAAAAGCGGAUUUUUUGAGGAUUGAGACGUUGAAGGGAUUGGUGGAGAUACUGCGGCCGAUACAGGCGGUGCAUUUUCUUAUUGCGGCGGCGGAGCUGCAUCUCAGAGUUCAUGAGUUUGGAAGGAAGAAGGAUAGGGAUAAGAGAGGCGACGCGCCGCCGGCGAGCGCGGAUGCUUGAGCGGCGGCGGAGGUAUGAUAAUUACAUAUGUACCCAGAUGAAGUAUUGAUAUUUACAAAUUUACUACCCAGGUGAAAAGACGUACCCAGAGCUUCGUACGUCGGGAUGUUAUUCAGAGGGCACAGGGAGUUAUAUCUGGGUUAUACCUCUUGUAAUCUUACUAUAACUCACAUUUAACCUACAAAUAAAUUUCGUGUUUCUAUAAAUCUGGAGGUACAAGUUACAGGGAGAUUAUGGGGUGAUAACACAGAUGUAACACUUAUAUUCUCUGAAUAAACGCAAAAGUUUUCCGAAAUAGGAGGGUUAGAUUUGUAAAUAGCAAGUUUUGGGGGGAUGUAUGUAACUGCCACUUGUUUUUUUAUUGACUGAUAAUUAUUAUUAGUGGGGGA